This is a messenger RNA of Rotaria sp. Silwood2, 387 nucleotides long. Lineage: Eukaryota; Metazoa; Rotifera; Eurotatoria; Philodinida; Philodinidae. The record is from the annotation of a GenBank genome assembly.
AUGUCAGGACGUACACUAGCUACUACAUCUGCACCAACUCCAGCGUCUGGAUCAGCAGCAGAUAUGGUUUCUACAUGUGCUUCACCAUCUAGAGUUUUUUAUAAUCAAGCAAAAAAUAUACGGCAAAUUGAAGUUUCUACAAUAAGUGGUAAUAUGGGUAUUCUUGCUCAUCAAGCACCUAUUCUUAGUGUACUUAAGCCAGGUGCUGUCUCUGGGUUUCAAUCACAUGGAAAUACAAAAACGAUUUUUUGUAGUGGCUUAGUUGGUGUUCAUCCAGAUUCAAGUAUUCAACUAUUAGCUGAAAAAGCAACACCUAUUGAAAAUCUUGAUUGUAAAGCUACCCGAAAUGCUCUAUCUGAAGCUCAAAUUGAAAUUGAUUGUGCUUAA